This is a messenger RNA of Momordica charantia (bitter melon), 2403 nucleotides long. Its product is annotated as oligopeptide transporter 4-like. Gene Ontology annotation, molecular function: oligopeptide transmembrane transporter activity. Lineage: Eukaryota; Viridiplantae; Streptophyta; Magnoliopsida; Cucurbitales; Cucurbitaceae. Gene Ontology annotation, biological process: transmembrane transport. The record is from RefSeq and is a predicted model, not a curated record.
AUGGGGACAGAGGCAACCGAAACGCCGCUAACCACGGACGACCUUCUGGAGAAAGAAGAGAUUUCUCCGAUAGAGCAAGUCCGGCUAACGGUGUCGAUCACAGACGACGUGUCGCAGCCGGUGUGGACGUUCCGGAUGUGGUCUCUGGGUCUAUUAUCCUGCUGCGUCAUGUCGUUCGUCAACCAGUUCUUCAGUUACCGGAAGGAGCCACUGGUGAUCACCCAGAUCACCGUCCUCGUGGCGUCCCUCCCCAUCGGACGGUUCAUGGCGUCCGUACUUCCCAGUAGAAAGUUUCGGAUCCCCGGGUUCGGGUCGAAGGAGUUCUCGUUCAACCCGGGUCCGUUUAACAUGAAGGAGCAUGUGCUUAUUUCAAUAUUUGCCAACGCCGGAAGCGCUUUCGGGGGCGGGUCGGCGUAUGCGGUGGGGAUUGUGACGAUUAUCAAGGUUUUCUAUUGGAGGAGCAUCUCUUUCUUCGCCUCUUGGCUUCUCGUCAUCACUACGCAGGUUCUGGGUUACGGCUGGGCUGGGCUUAUGAGGAAGUACGUGGUUGAGCCGGCGCAUAUGUGGUGGCCGAGUACCCUCGUCCAGAUUUCACUUUUCCGGACACUCCACGAGAAAGAGGAAGAAGGGGAGAGGCGAAUCUCGAGGAUGAAAUUCUUCCUAAUAGCACUGGGAGGCAGCUUCGUAUGGUACAUGUUCCCAGGCUACAUCUUCCAGACGCUUCAGAGCAUAUCAUGGGUGUGCUGGGCCUUCCCCCACUCAGUAACGGCCCAGCAACUCGGGUCGGGUUUCUCGGGGCUCGGGUUCGGGGCGUUCUCUCUGGACUGGUCCACGGUGGCGUCGUUCCUGGGCAACCCUCUGAUCAGCCCGUUCUUCGCCAUCGUGAACAUCUUCGUGGGGUACGUGGCGCUCAUCUACGUGGUGAUGCCCGUUUCGUACUGGGGGUUCAACGUUUUCAGCGCCAAAACGUUCCCCAUUUUCUCGUCGGAUUUGUUCAGCUCCGAUGGGCAGGAGUAUGAUAUUACGUCCAUUGUGAACGACCGGUUCGAGUUGAACCAGGACGCGUAUAAUAAGGUGGGAAGGGUCAAUUUGAGCUCCUUCUUCGCUAUCACUUAUGGAUUUGGUUUCGCCGCCAUUGCCGCCACGCUUACUCACGUUGCCUUGUUUCAUGGGAGGGAGAUUGUUAAAAAAUUCCGAGCAGCUUCAGAAGGAAGAGAAGACAUCCACACGAGGCUGAUGAGGAACUACAAGGACAUACCAUCGUGGUGGUUUCAUAUACUUCUAUUACUCGCAAUCGCCGCUUCUCUUGCGCUCUGUAUCUUCCUCAAGAAACAGGUUCAGUUGCCAUGGUGGGGUCUUAUUUUUGCAGCCGCCCUCGCUUUCAUUUUCACUCUCCCAAUAAGCAUUAUCACUGCCACCACAAAUCAGACUCCAGGACUUAAUAUUAUAACAGAGUAUUUAAUGGGAGUGAUAUAUCCGGGAAGGCCAAUAGCCAAUGUCUGCUUCAAGACAUAUGGAUAUAUAAGUAUGGCUCAGGCAGUCAGCUUUCUUAGUGACUUCAAAUUAGGACAUUAUAUGAAGAUUCCUCCCAGAUCAAUGUUCCUUGUUCAGCUGAUUGGCACAAUAGUAGCAGGGACAGUCAACAUCAGCGCGGCAUGGUGGCUGUUAACGACCGUGGAUGGAAUCUGCCAUCAAAGCGCUUCCUCAAACAGCCCAUGGACUUGCCCUAACGACCGCGUCUUCUUCGACGCGUCGGUCAUAUGGGGCUUGGUCGGACCCAAGCGCAUCUUCGGCUCCCAAGGAAACUACUCCGCUCUCAACUGGUUUUUCCUCGGCGGAGUCCUCGGCCCCUCCCUCGUCUAUCUCCUCUCCCGAUUAUUUCCCAGCCAAACUUGGAUCCCGCUCAUCAACCUCCCAGUCCUCUUCGGCGCCACCGCCUACAUGCCCCCCGCGGCGCCGAUUAAUUACAACUCCUGGAUUCUAGUCGGCACGGUCUUCAACUACUACGUGUUCGGGUACCGGAAAAGGUGGUGGCAGAGGUACAACUACAUUUUGUCGGCGGCGCUGGACGCCGGCGUCGCGUUCAUGGCGGUUCUGAUUCACUUCGCGUUUGGGGUUAGAAAUGUGCAUAUGAAUUGGUGGGGGUCCAAUCCUGUUGACACUGAUCACUGUUUGCUGGCGAGCUGCCCCACCGCCAAGGGCGUCGUCGUUGACGGUUGCCCCGUGUUCUAACGCCGGUAUAUAUGUUUAAAGUCCGACAUGUCGUACUCGUUGAUUUGGUCGUCGUUUGAGUGUGAAGAAUUACUGUAAUUUACACUUCCACUUUUCCCUUCCGUGUGUGUAGUUUGAACUUUGAAGCUUGUUUUGGGAGUUGAAAAGUUGCAUUUCUUUUUUUUUUCUCUC